Protopolystoma xenopodis is the source of this 318-nucleotide messenger RNA. The record is from the annotation of a GenBank genome assembly. Lineage: Eukaryota; Metazoa; Platyhelminthes; Monogenea; Polystomatidea; Polystomatidae.
AUGUACACAUUCUUUUUAUGCCUCAGACGCUGCCAGUCGACCGGUCGCCUGCCCUGUUCAUCUGCCGCCUGUUCUUCUUCGGUCUUCUCGAUCGCUCCUUCCUUUGGCCGUGACCACUCGCUCGGUGGCGCUACCGGUCAGAACCUCUUGACUGGCGAUCACUUUCAGCUGCUCCGACUUGCCACUCAGCAGAUUGGACAGUACGUAUCGCAUCAUUUGGUUGGCUACUUCAUCUAUGCAUGCUUGCAAAUGGGUGAAGUUACUUCCCGAACCGGAAGUGCAUUCGGUGGCAUCUGUUCCCUUGCACAACUAAACUAA